Messenger RNA from Patiria miniata (bat star), 1991 nucleotides. Its product is annotated as probable E3 ubiquitin ligase complex SCF subunit sconB. NCBI's taxonomy places the organism in Eukaryota, Metazoa, Echinodermata, Asteroidea, Valvatida, Asterinidae. The transcript is spliced from 2 exons. Gene Ontology annotation, molecular function: protein binding. The coding region runs from base 307 to 1803 and encodes 498 amino acids. The record is from RefSeq and is a predicted model, not a curated record.
CCAUUUGUCAGGUCUGUGGACUGGUGACUAGACUUCAGAUUGCGGAAGUGACUCACAAAUAAUAAGGCAGAGUAAUGAAAUGUAAAUGUUGAAAAACAAAAUCAAAUUCGGAUGUGAAUUACAGAUUUUUUGUCGAAUCAGAAGUGGAACGAAUUAGUUUGCCAGGGAUUCUCGCAUCUCUCAAAAAGACUUCUGCACCCGGAGAUACACAUACGGACAACAUCGACAUUCUCGGUCAUUCUGAACCAUCUACAUGCUCUCUGGUUCCCGUCGACUACUUUCCAGAUGUGAUCAUAUUGUGACGAGAUGGGGCAAACGACUGGGAAGAAGUCCAUUUCUCUGGAUCCUGUCGACUACUUGCCAAAUGACAUGCUAUGGAAGAUAUUUGGUUUUCUGUCGGUUGAAGACUUGUGUCACCUGGCUGUAUGCAGCAAGGCAUGGAGGAACGUAACCAACACCAACAUCCUCUGGCUUCAUAAUUGUAAGCUGAGAGAUUGGGAGCGUUUUGGUACAGAAGUAGAUCUCCGCAAAGAUAAGCCAAUCCACUCUACAGAAACCAUCAACAGUGGUGCCAGUCCAACAUUUCAGGUUGAUUUAGUCAUUACUGGCGACUGUAACCUGAAGGAUCUUGCACCAACCUGCGAAUGGAAGGAGGUGUACAUGAGAGCUUGGCAUCUGGACAGGAACUGGUCUGAGGGGCGUUACUGGGUGCACCGUCUUGCUUUGCCUGAACUAAGUGCCGUGAAAACGAAUUGUGUAUCAAGUGACGGCAGGACAUUCGUGGCUGGUGAGGAGCUUGGGUUCGUGAGACUUUGGGAUUUGAAUAGUGGAAGUCUCCUACGGAAGAUUCAAACCUCCGGAUUAAUCACCUCACCAUACCAAGGAGUACGUAAAAUGGUUCUGAAGAAUAACAUAGGAUUCGCUGCAUUCAUGGGAGGCGUUCUGGUAUUUGAGGCCAGCACGGGCAAGGUUUUGAAACUAAUCCGGCCGGGGCACGACAAUGACUUUGAUAGAUACACGCCGUCUGGUCUGUACAUGGAAGAAGACAAAGUCAUUGUCUCAUACAGCCUUCAAUCGGGAAGGGAAUCUGAAGGUGUCCCUGUACAUAUCUGGGAUAUCAGUGGCUCGGUCGAAAGGGGAGAUGUUGCAUGUACGGAGACCAAACUUUGCACAGAUAGCUUAAAUGUGUCCAUGAGGCGCGAAAUGGAAUGUUUUGCUUGCCAAGGGCACUGGGUUAUCACGUCCUUUGAAGAUGAGACUGCAUUCAUACUGUGGGAUACGAGAACGAGUCAGCAUGUACGAAUAUACAAGGGACACUCGGCCGAGGUUCGCUGUGGCCAUCUUGAUGAAGACACUAUUAUGACUGGUGAUAGUGAUGGCGAGAUAAAAGUGUGGACAACUGACUCUGAUUUUUGCUUGAAAACACUGUCAACGAAACAUCCUGAAUAUUCCAAUUUCACGUGUAAGUUCCUUUUGUUCAACGACAAGGGAAUUGCUGCCUUUUUCAAGCCGCGGCGGUGGGCCUGUGAAGAAAACUUUGGAUUUUUGGUAUUCUGGAGCCGCGAUGGCACACCACUGAAUAAAUACGGUUCAACAGUGAAAGACUAUAAAGUUCACGGGGAUAGGUUGGUAAUACUGCAUGCGCUUGACAACCUGCAAGUUUCUGUAUUGGAAGUAUCAACUGGCAAAUGUCUUUUAAUUCGCGAAUUCGAUGGUAAGCGCGAUAACACACUACAUAUGGACGACACAAAGAUUGUGCUUAAAUUUGAAGAUGGCGAUGUUGUAAUUCUACAAUACUGGUAGAAAUGGAAAACUCGGAAACGAAUAUGAAAUGCACUGACAUUUUUUAUGCAAUGUCUGAUGUUGCGGUUUACUAUUGAUUCAUGCCUUCUUUUGCCUGACGAUUAAUUCCUAAAUUGACUGCAUACGUGUCAAGUUACGUGUCAAGUAAAGUGAAGUUACGGAAAUGCAGCACUACCAGUCUGGGACGC